Molecule: messenger RNA, 2961 nt
Organism: Trichomonas vaginalis G3
Lineage: Eukaryota; Parabasalia; Trichomonadida; Trichomonadidae
Product: presequence protease family
Exons: 1
Coding region: 1-2961 (986 amino acids)
Biological process (GO): protein processing
Molecular function (GO): metal ion binding
Source: RefSeq, a predicted model, not a curated record
AUGAUGCUCAAUGAAAUAAGUCAACUUUUACCUGCAAUAUCAAGGUUUUCCGUGUAUUUUGUUCCGAUUGUUAUGGCUCUCGCUUCAAUUUACGCAUAUCAUGAGAUAAAUAUGCCUUCACAGACACAUGGAUUCGUUUUAGAGUACGAGCAACACUUCCCUGAGUAUGAUUUUACAGCAUAUUUAUACAAACACAAGACAUAUAACUGUCCUUUUUUAUAUAUUAAAACAAAAGAUCAACAUAAUUUCUUUUCAACGUCUUUUCGCACUACAAAUACCGAUGAUUCCGGAAUCUCACAUAUUUUGGAGCAUUUAGUGUUACAAGGAUCAGAAAAAUAUCCAGUUAGAUCAAUUUUCAACGAAAUGCGAAAGAGAUCAUUUGCAACAUUCAUGAAUGGAUUCACUUCCAUAGAAUGGACUUCUUUUCCAUUUUCUACAACAAAUAGCAAAGAUUAUUUUAAUUUACUCGAUAUUUACUUAGAUUCUACAUUUCAUCCCAGUUUAACAGAAGAAAUCUUCAAGUCAGAAUGUCACCAUCUCGAAUUCGAAAUACCGAAUAAUUCUUCUUCUUCUCUUCGUCAUACUGGAGUUGUUUACAAUGAGAUGAUAGGAGAACAGUCGCGACCAGCCAAUAGGUUCAGCAAUCUUAUCAGACAAAAUCUUUACGAUGAUUCCGUUUUGGGACUAAAUUAUGGCGGUGAUCCGCAAAAAAUUUCAAGAUUAACAUUAGAAUCGGUCAAAGAGUACCACAAAAAAUACUACCAUCCAUCAAAUGCUAUAUUCUUCCAUUACGGAAGCAUUCCUGUAUCAGAAGUCAUGAAAAAAGUGAAUUAUGUUAUUUCAUCGUUCAGCAACAAAUACGAACAGCCAAAGGACGCAUCCAUUGAGCAGCCCAAGUGGUUAAAUCCCCGACAAGUGGAAGUAGAAGGCCCAAUUGUUGGAGAUCCAAACAAAAUUUUGUCAGGAAUCGUAUGGAUGGUUGGAGAUUUAUCAAACUAUAGUGAUAUAUUCGAUCUACAUUUCCUUUCCGAGCUGCUCAUGGACUCAACUUCUUCUCCUCUCUUUAAAGGACUGAUUAAGAACGAAAUUGGCACAAAUUUCAUACAUAGCGGCUUCAUGUCGGUUGUGAAACAGCCAUAUUUCUCAAUAGCACUUGAAGGAGUCGACAAAAACAAGUCUUUUAUUGGGAAAUCGGUUUUGGCAAUUUUGAAUCAAGUUUUUACCGAUAAUUUUGAGCGAAAAAGAAUCGACAGUGUCUUACAUAACCUAGAAAUGCAAGAUAAACUUACUGAUUCUAACAGAGGACUCAAAAUUUGGAAAAAUGUAAUAUCUUCCUGGAUCCACGGAGUUAAUCCCAUAGACAUCAUAGACAACAAAUGGGAAAUCGAGCGCAUAAGAUCUGUGCUCGCUUUGCAACCGAGAUACUUCGAAUUAUUAUUAAAACAGAAAUUGAUCACAAAUUCGCACAGAUUGGAGAUCUCAAUGAAAGGAGUACCUAAUUUCCAGGAAAACUAUAAUAAAAAGAUCAAAAGUGAACUGACCAAUCUUAAAAAUGAAAUGACCAAUGACGAUAAAAAUAAAAUUAUCUCAGAAACCCAAAAACUUAAAAAUAUGUCAGAAAAUGUAAAUAACGUACAAAAACUACCAAAUUUACAAAUUUCUGACAUCCCCACCAAAGCAGAAGAAAUAAAAUACGUGAAUAACCAGAAAGUUACGUAUUUCAACACUCAAACAAAUGGAAUUGCCUUCGUUACAAUAAAAAGUGACAUUCCAAUAGAAACAGAAAACAUUUCUGACUUAAAACUAUUAGAUUUAGUUCUAACUGAUGUCGGAGCUGAUGAUUUGGAUGAGGACCAGUUCGCUGAUGAAGUUUACUUAUAUACUGGCGGUUUUGACAGUUCAUUAACCUUAAAUACUGAUUGUAAAACCGGUUUAUUACAUUGUCACUUUUCUUUGACAAGUUCAUGUUUGGUCAAAGAUUUUGAUAAGAUGUUGUCACUUUUUAAGAAGACUAUAACUAAUCCCAGGAUAUUUAAUAACAGUAGAAUUGAGUUAUUGAUGGAAAUGACGAAGACAAACUACAAAAACAGGAUUUCCCAAAAUGGAAAUUUCUUUUCUUCGUCGUUUGCUGCACAAGAAAUAUCAAAAGAAGCAAAAUUAAAUGAGCUGUGGAAUGGAAUUUCUUUUUACAAGAAACUUGACAAAAUAACGGAUUUUGUAAACCUCUCAAAAUAUAUUGAGAGCCUUCACAAAAAUGUUUUUAUGUCAGGAACAUUUACAGCAUCAUUACAUUGCCAGGAAAGUCACAGUUCUUCUUUGAUUCCGAAAUUAAAUUCUUUAAUUUCGGAAAUUUCCCCUGUACAACCUAAAAAAGUGCCAAAUUCAGUCACUUUUACGGGUGAAGUGACCAACACAAUAUUAGAGACAGAUUCAUCUACUUAUUUCACGUCGAUUGUCACGAAAGGUCCGAAAUACACUGAUUUAGAAAACUGUGUCAAAAGAUCUUUCUUUUGUUUACUUCUAUCGUCCGAAAUUUUGACACGUAAAGUUAGAGAAGAACUUGGAUCAUAUGGAGUUUCUGCAAAACAUGAUUUCAACUCAGGAAUCACUUCUAUUUCUAGUUACAGAGACACAUGUCCUAAACAAGUUUUAGAAAGUUUUAUGAAGAGUAUUUCAUAUUGUUCUGAGCAUUGUGACAUAGAUAUGAUAAAGAGAAUGCAAAUAAGAUACUUUUCUAUUCUGGAUUCACCGAUUUCGCCUCAGGAAUACGGACAAAGUAUCUUUUACGGAAUUUCUAACAACGAAAUUCGACAAAAAAUAAGAGAAUUAGUUCUAAACAUGAAUGUAGACCAAAUUACUAAUGAAGCAAAGAACUUAAUGAAAGCAAAUUGGUCGUCUGCAAUACUUGGAAGUGCUAGUUUGGCACCUCUACCUCAAAAAUAUACAAAUGUGAAAUUAUAA